UAAGGUGGGGGGGGAAGAGAACGCGCACGGUCACGCGAUCUUUACCACACGGAGCGAGAGAGGAGCUCGAGCGGCGCCGGCCCAGUGAUUGUGGCUUUGCUGUCGAUGGGUUUGUGAAUGUGCAGAGCCCUCGGGUGUGUGUGGCAGGGAGUAUGUCAGGCUGGCCAUGGUCCUCAAUUCGCUGCUGAAGUUGGUUCAGAGGCAGAUCUAUACUUGUCUGUCACAUCGAUAUGGCCUUUACCUCUGCUUUGGAGGAAUUGUGCUUAUGAUUGUAUCUGCCUUUCAAUUUGGAGAGGUUGUGCUGGAAUGGAGCCGAGACCAAUAUCAUGUCAUGUUUGAUUCUUAUCGAGACAAUGUGGCUGGAAAAUCAUUUCAGAACAGAUUAUGUCUGCCGAUGCCAAUUGAUGUGGUGUAUACAUGGGUGAAUGGCACAGACCCAGGUCUGCUGAAGGAACUACACAGAGUAAGGCAACAAAUGAAGGAAGACCAGCGUACUGUGAGGGAAAGAUUGGGAAAUGCCACAGAAGCCACUAAGAAAAGUGAAAAGCAGCCAGAGUGCUUGUUAUCAAAUUGUGUAAAGGGGUCAAUGCUUGUUUUGGAUCCAAGCUUGCCAGCAAAUGUCACAAUCAAGGAACUGCCAUCACUCUACCCUCAUUUUCAAUCUGGAAAACAUAUUUUGCAAAUACCAAAGCCAAAAAACCCAUUGUCCAACCUUACUGUGAUUAUGUUUGAUAGCCAGAAGGACGUGGAUAAUGCACUUUCUGCAGUCCAAAAACAAAAUGAUAGACGUCUUGCUUGGAGAGGUUACUUGACAACAGACAAAGAAUCUCCUGGAUCAGUCUUGUUGCCGAAUUUUGCUUUUCUAAGUGGGUUUCCAGGAUCAUGCAAAGAAGUGGAACAACUAAGAGCAAAACUUCCAUUGAUUGUCACCAGCAAAAUGAAACAGCUGCAGCUGUAUUCUGAAGCUGGUGUUGCACUGUUGGUACUCAAUGAUCCCAAGGAUUUUAUGGAACUAACUAAACAGCCUAAGAAGAACAUGACUAUAGAAGGAAAAGAAUUGACAAUCAAUCCGAUUUAUUUACUGUGGGAUCUCAGUACUAUCAGUCAGUCUAAGCAGGAUGAUGAUAUUUCAGCCAGUCGAUUUGAGGACAAUGAGGAACUGCGAUACUCUCUACGGUCUGUGGAGAAAUAUGCACCUUGGGUUCGACACAUCUUUAUUGUGACAAAUGGUCAGAUUCCUUCUUGGCUUAACUUGGACAAUCCUCGUGUUACAAUAGUAUCACACCAGGACAUAUUCAGGAAUGUCAGCCAUUUGCCAACAUUUAGUUCCCCAGCUAUUGAAACACACAUACAUCGAAUUCCAGGUCUUUCUCAAAAAUUCAUUUACCUAAAUGAUGAUGUCAUGUUUGGAAAGGAAGUGUGGCCUGAUGAUUUCUACACUCAUUCCAAUGGACAAAAGGUUUAUCUCACUUGGCCCGUACCGAAUUGUGCUGAUGGAUGUCCUGGGUCCUGGAUUAAAGAUGGCUACUGUGAUAAGGCUUGCAAUAAUUCAGCUUGCGACUGGGAUGGAGGUGAUUGCCUUGGUAAUCUUGGUGGUCGUAUUGCUGUUGGUGGAGGAGUAGGAGUAGCAAAUGCUCAACUGUGGCAGCUUAAUGGAGGCUUUCCUGGUGUAUCCUACUGUAACCAAGGUUGUGCUAACUCUUGGUUAGCUGACAAGUUUUGUGACCAAGCAUGUAAUGUCUUGGCGUGUGGAUUUGAUGCAGGUGACUGCGGACAGGAUCACUUUGGUCAGUUGUAUGAAGUGACUCUUAUCUUUAAUCAAACUCGUUACAUCCUGCCAAAAGGUGAGGCUUUGCCUAUCUUCAGGUUUGACAGUUUUUCUGACAAAAUCAUUGAGGCAUCAUUUACCGAUAACCCAAUAAUUCGUCAUGCUUCUGUUGCUAACAAAUGGAAGACGAUCCACUUGAUCAUGCAUGGAAGUAUGAAUGCAACUUCAAUUAAUUUCAACUUGAAUUUCUUGGACAAAAGCGCCAAAGAGAUGAAAAUGCAACUCAUUAUAGAUGUCGACACAAGAGAAGUUCAGAAAUCAAAUGAGUCGACCUCUCGUAGGACAGAGAUCAAACCCAGAAAUGUCACUGCAGCACCAUCUGAAGUAGAAGUUCUAUUUGAAGAAAUUCCUCAAGAAUUGCGAUUCCCUAAAAUUCAUGCAAGACCUUUAGAUAAGGUGGAUGCCAUUCCAUUCAUUAAUGUAUCAGUAUUGCCUGCUAAUGUUCAGGAGGAGCUGAAAAUAUUGGAUACAAAAUUAAAAGAUGGUGAUAUCACUGUUAAAGGGUACAAUCGAACAAAGGCAUUGAUGUUGGAGCCCUUCCGAAAGCUUGCACAUCCUUUCGAACUGAUGGUUGCAAAGGUUAUUCUGCCACAGGACACAGGAUUAAAUAAAAGUAAUGACAAGAUUGAACCUCCAAGGAUUGCAGACUUGAAGGAAAAGACAUUUGCUGGCAGAGAUAAUAUGAAAAAGAAUGGAGAAGAUGCAAUGUAUUUACCCAAACGUAAUAAUCUCUUAACAGAAGAGCAAUUAGAGAAAGUUAGAAAAAUGAAUCCAGAAGCUAAUCGUAAAAUAUCUAUUACUCCCUCAGUUCCUAUGAAAAUUGAUGGGUUGUUAAACAGUACCAUCAAACCAGUGAUUGCCCUGCCUAGAAAAGAGAUCAGACCCACCACUGCCCAGAAAAUUCUUAAUAUUCUUAUUCCAAAUGAUAGUAUCAAGCUAAAACAUGGUCAGAUUGCUAGGGGAAUCGAAAGAAAUGUUAAAUACAAAGUCAGAGGAGGUGAAGCGUUGGGAGAUGCCAAUGCUGGUGCAGAAACUGAAAUGAAACAAGAAAUGGAUGGAGAAAAUGCAAGGCUUGCCAGCAGAAAGCUGCAGCAUUACAAAGGAUGGAACGCUGGCUUCUUACCUUGGGAAAAGCAUGGAUAUUUCCAAGACUUGUUAGAAGAGGAGGCAAAACUGGAGAAUGCCCUUGAGUAUGUAACUGAUAGUAAACGAAUGGGAAGAAAACUUCAAGACACUUUUGCAGAUUCAUUGCGCCAUGUAAAUAAACUUCUAAAUAGUAAAUUUGGGUUCACUUCACGGAAAGUUCCUGCCCACAUGCCUCACAUGAUUGACCGCAUUAUCAUGGAUGACCUUCAAGAAAUUUUUCCAAAGGAAUUUGACAAGACAUCAGACCAUAAAGUUCGCCAUCCUGAGGAUAUGCAGUUUGCAUUUUCAUAUUUUUACUAUGUAAUGAGUGCCCUACAAGCUUUAAACUUGUCCGAUGUUUUUGAUGAGGUCGACACUGAUCGCUCAGGAAUUCUCUCUGAUCGAGAAAUACGGACAUUAGCAACAAGGAUUCAUGAACUCCCUCUGAGUUUGCAGGACUUAACAAGUUUGGAGCAGAUGCUGAUUAAUUGCUCAAAGACCCUUCCCACAAAUGUCACGCAGAUCAACCGUGUUCAUCCCACCCAGGAAGCAUAUUACGACCCGCACUUGCCUCCGGUGACGAAAGGUCUUGUCAUCAACUGCAAACCUAUUACUGACCGUAUUCACAAGGCUUUCAAGGAUAAAAAUAAAUACAAGUCUGAAAUCAUGGGAGAGGAGGAAAUUGCAUUUAAGAUGAUUCGUACCAAUGUUUCUCAUGUUGUUGGUCAAUUGGAUGACAUCAGAAGAAAUCCCAGAAAAUUUGUUUGCUUAAAUGACAACAUUGACCACAGUCAUAAAGAUGCACCUACAGUGAAAGCAGUGCUUCGAGAUUUCUACGAGUCAUUGUUUCCGAUAGCUUCACAGUUUGAACUCUCAAGAGAAUACCGUAACCGAUUUCUUCAUAUGCAUGAGCUCCAGGAAUGGAGGGCCUACAGGGACAAGUUGAAGUUCUGGACACAUUGUGUAUUAGUAACUCUGAUUGUCUUUACAGUAUCUUCAUUUUUUGCUGAACAGUUGAUUGCACUGAAGCGAAAAAUUUUCCCAAGAAGACGGGUGUAUAUGAAUGUCACUCCGGAUCGAAGCAGUGUGUAAAAUAAAUUCUUCAGAAGCAUCUGCUUUCAUUCUUAAUCCAUAACUUCAGCUUCUGAUCAGCAAGAAUGAGAAUGUGUGUGCCUGUCAUUAGACAUUCAGGAGUAAAAUGAUGAGGAAUUGAAUGAAGGAAACAAGCGCGAAGGUAUAAAAUAAGGAAUGGAAUUUGUGGGUAAAAACCUGAUCAUGUACCUGAAUUAUAAAACUCCAGAAACCGAGAAUAUUUGCAGAAUGGCCAUGGAUCAGAGAUCUUCGUUCUUUGACUGCUGUCAGCAGUUUGGAUUUACAGUGUUAGACCAGUGCCAUUUUAACCUGUACCAACUUGGCAGCUGAAGCAAGUAUCAAAAGCACUGGGAACAGCGUGUAAUGAUGGAAAUUCAAGGUGAUGAGGGACAGCAAUGGAGCCUUGUCCCUGAACUCGCUGUUCAAGUACCAUUCCAUGCAAAUUUUCUGACAUUCCCCAGGGAAAUCAUGUCUUUGUGCUGGUGUAAAAAAUGUUUAAUGUAUUUGCACUACUGCAUUAUCAGAGAAAUUGGUGCAUUGCCCUUCCUACCGUGUCACAGAUUGUAAAAUAAGAUAGUGGCAAAGCUUUACACUGACUGAAAAACCUACAAAAAGCCCAGUAACUGGAGGAGCUGUUCUUAAUCUGCACGUCCACAGUAUAUACUCCAGUGUUCUAUGAAACAUAAGCAUGAAAACAAUGCUUUACUGUUACGUUCCUAGAGAUGUGUAGCAUAGCUUGCAUUUGUUUUAUGAUGCCUUUAUGUGGCAAUCAAAUAACUAAAACUGAACUGUUAAUGCUGCAUUUUCCUACGAAUAUAGCUGACUGAUAUAAUGUAGAAUGACUUAUGCCUCCAUAAUUUUACUUGUAACAAGUUAUUACUAGGUAAUUGUUAUACUGAAAGGAAUGAACAGGCUUUUACAUUUGAACUAAAUGCUUGAAUUUAACUAGGAUCUUUCAGUUCUCCAAACAUCCCAAAUAUAUACCUAAGUGCCUGUUUUGAUUGGUACAGUUCACAAUGGUGUGCAUAUAUUCGGGGGAACAAAUUAAUUUUAGAAAUUGGGUAAAAUAAAUUUAACAGACUCCUUUAUAGUUAAGGCUAUCGAUACUUUUAAAGAUAAGUUGUUUUAUACUUAAACUAGCAGAUACAAAUGCCUUUUAGCUUCAUUUGAAUGUAAGUCAUGUAAUUGUACAGUGACUUUUUAAAUGCAUUGAAUUUUGAUUUGAACAUAAAAUAUUGUCCAGCAAGUGACUAAGUAUUGUUUAAAUUAGAAAACUCAUCAGAUGCCUAAUCUGACUGAGCAUCAGCAAUCUUACUAGGAUCAACAUUUUUUUUCAUCUUUCACUGUUUCUUUUUUACGAACACUAUUGUGGUGGAGACUUGAAACUGACGCUUGCAGAAACAAUAUAUAGCUAUUCAAAUGUAGUAAAUGUUUCCUGAAAGUAAUAAAACAUUGUAUGUUGGAAUAGCCAUGAUUUUGAUUUAUGUUUGCAAAGCUUGCUUGCUUCCGUAUAGUGGUCUUACAUUAAAACUGUGAAAGGAUGCCGUAGUUAUGUGUGCCCUUAAGAUUUAAUUUGUAUAUUUGACAUCUUUUGAGCCAAUCAAAAUAGAUUCAAACUUGUUAAAAGGUCUGAUAUGAAAUGUAUGACGUUAAUCCAUGCACAAUUGCGGCAAGUUUUUAGCACAGCUGUUCAGAUGUCUAACUUUUUCUUUUUGUGGAGAGGCGGUGGUGCGUUUUGUUGAUUUUAAUGUAACUGUUGUACUUUUAAAAGGAUGAAAAUGUUGCUGUGUAAUGUGAAAUUAAGUGAAUUUAAGGAUCUUGUUUUUGCACAGUAAAGUAUUUUAUUUAAAAUUACCCCUGUCUUCAUUUAAAGAUGAAAAUAUUUUAUAAAUCAAGAAAUCAAAGAGCUCAGAUAUAACCUUUCACUUGGCUUGUGUAACAAGUGAUAAACUGACACAAAAUUGUAAAAAGCUCUCUGUUUUUAGUGACCACAAAGCCAAUAUAUAACAGAUUGAAACUAAAAUCGGAUUUAAAGUCAGAUUUUAGAUCCUCCAUUCUGCUAAUGUAUGUCGGAAAAUUACUAUAUCAGCACAGAAAACCUAAGACACAUCCAGCAUUCCCUGUCAUAACCCUGCUAUCUAACAAUAUUAGAUUCACCUCUCCAGGAAUCUAGGCCAAAGGCACGUUCAAAACUAUUGCUAUUAAUCACUGCUCUUCUGCAGAAUUCUCAGCAUCUGUCAUUCACACUGUGGCCAGCUCUGCAAUAGUUGGAAUGAAAGUACCAUUAUAAUUUGAUUGUAUAGGCAAAAUGGAUCCCUCCUUCCAAAAAAAAACAUCAGACUUGACUUGCUGGAGGAUUAUGUGGGCAGAUCUAUGUAUACAGUACUUAGGUAGUCAACUAAGUCAGUGAAUGUUUGCUUCUCAUCUGGUUUUCUUGUUUUUUUGCAUAUUGCAAAAAUGUAGUUGCUGCCUUCCGCUUGAUGCGGCAAUCCCAUGAGGCAAAGGUUAGUUAAUGCGUAGCACAAUAAUAUUCUGAAAGCCACAAUAAAUUCAUACUUGUAUAAUUAGUAUAAAAAUGUGUAUAAUUACAACAUUUUCCUUUUAAUUAUUAAUCCAGCCACAGGUUCUUUAAUUUUGUUAUUGAUUACCAGCAGUUGUGAAACUCUGAGGAAACAAAGUACGUUUUUGAAAGGUGACUAAUCAAGUUAAUCUGAAUGAUAAAUCUCACUGUUUACGCUGUACUAUUUUACUGAAAAUAGCUAAUGCUUAAAUCGCAAAAUAUUCUUUCUUGGUUCAAUAAAACCUAAAAAUAUUUUUAAAGUA
Molecule: messenger RNA, 6868 nt
Organism: Callorhinchus milii (elephant shark)
Lineage: Eukaryota; Metazoa; Chordata; Chondrichthyes; Chimaeriformes; Callorhinchidae
Gene: gnptab
Product: N-acetylglucosamine-1-phosphate transferase subunits alpha and beta
Exons: 22
Coding region: 167-4045 (1292 amino acids)
Biological process (GO): N-glycan processing to lysosome; carbohydrate phosphorylation
Cellular component (GO): Golgi apparatus
Molecular function (GO): calcium ion binding; UDP-N-acetylglucosamine-lysosomal-enzyme N-acetylglucosaminephosphotransferase activity
Source: RefSeq, a predicted model, not a curated record